Arvicola amphibius (Eurasian water vole) is the source of this 5493-nucleotide messenger RNA. RefSeq names its product carboxyl-terminal PDZ ligand of neuronal nitric oxide synthase protein-like. NCBI's taxonomy places the organism in Eukaryota, Metazoa, Chordata, Mammalia, Rodentia, Cricetidae. Bases 411 to 2495 code for a protein of 694 amino acids. The record is from RefSeq and is a predicted model, not a curated record. The transcript is spliced from 12 exons. Gene Ontology annotation, molecular function: nitric-oxide synthase binding.
GCUGCCUUUCUUCCUCGUCCCGGGCUGUGCGCGCCGAGCUCGGGAUCGGGCUCCGGGUCUAGCCCUGCUCCGGGCCGUGCGCCCUUCGCUCGGCGUCGCGGUCUGGGGCUCCGUGCCACCCGCUCCCGCCUCCCAGCCGCCUGGCCGCCUCCCGGUAGCCAGAGCUCAGCCACCGAGCAGCUCGCACCAGCCGCAUCCGCGCCGCCCUUGCCGCUCGGCCCUCCGCUUCGCUCUGGGUUCCCCCCCAGCCACCGCCUGGCACCCAGGCUACCCACUGCACGACCCGUGUCCUCGCCGCCACCUCGCCUGGCCCCACUGUUCCCUCUCCUGGCUCUCCCCAGCUCUUUCUUGCCGCCGCCACCGCCACCGCCACCGCCGCCGCUGGAGCAGCGGGUCCACCGCGGGUCACCAUGCCCAGCAAAACCAAGUACAACCUUGUGGACGACGGGCACGACCUGAGGAUCCCUCUGCACAACGAGGACGCCUUCCAGCACGGCAUCUCUUUUGAGGCCAAGUAUGUGGGAAGCCUGGAUGUGCCGAGACCCAACAGCAGGGUGGAGAUCGUGGCUGCCAUGCGCAGAAUUCGGUAUGAGUUUAAAGCCAAGAACAUCAAGAAGAAGAAAGUGAGCAUCAUGGUCUCCGUGGAUGGUGUGAAAGUGAUUCUGAAGAAGAAGAAAAAGCUUCUUUUAUUGCAGAAAAAGGAGUGGACAUGGGAUGAGAGCAAGAUGCUGGUGAUGCAGGACCCUAUCUACAGGAUCUUCUACGUCUCCCAUGAUUCCCAAGACUUGAAAAUCUUCAGCUAUAUCGCGCGGGAUGGGGCCAGCAAUAUCUUCAGGUGUAAUGUCUUUAAGUCCAAAAAGAAGAGUCAAGCUAUGAGAAUCGUGCGGACAGUGGGUCAGGCCUUUGAAGUCUGCCACAAGCUGAGCCUGCAGCACACCCAGCAGAAUGCAGAUGGCCAGGAAGAUGGGGAGAGUGAGAGGAACAGCGAUGGCUCAGGAGACCCAGGCCGCCAGCUUCCUGGAGCUGAGAGGGGCUCCACUGCUCCGGCGGAGGAAACUGAUAUUGAUGCUGUGGAGGUUCCACUCCCCGGGAAUGACAUUCUCAAGUUCAGUCGCGGGGUGACGGACCUGGAUGCUGUCGGGAAGGAAGGAGACUCCCACAUAGACUCCACGGUCUCACCCAGUCCUCAGGAGCCCAUGCUGACAGCCUCACCCCGCAUGCUGCUCCCUUCUGCUUCCUCGAAGCCACCAGGGUUGGGCGCGGGGACGCCCCUGUCCACUCAGCACCAGAUGCAGCUUCUCCAGCAGCUCCUCCAGCAGCAGCAGCAGCAGACGCAAGUGGCUGUGGCCCAGGUUCACUUGCUGAAGGAUCAGUUGGCUGCUGAGGCUGCAGCACGGCUGGAGGCCCAGGCGCGAGUGCACCAGCUCCUGCUGCAGAACAAGGACAUGCUCCAGCAUAUCUCUCUGCUGGUCAAGCAAGUGCAGGAGCUGGAGCUGAAGCUGUCAGGACAGAAUGCCAUGGGCUCCCAGGACAGCUUGCUGGAGAUCACCUUCCGCUCAGGUGCCCUGCCUGUGCUCUGUGAACCCACCACCCCUAAGCCAGAAGACCUACACUCGCCACUGCUCGGUGCCGGCUUGGCUGACUUUGCCCACCCAGCGGGCAGCCCCUUAGUUGACCACAGCAUGUUUGAGAAUCUGAACACAGCCCUCACUCCAAAGCUCCAAUCCAGCCAUUCCUUCCCGCACCUGUCCAGAUCUGUGGCCCCAAACUCCAUCACCCCUGGCUCUGCAGAGCCAGGAGGACCAGGACUGAGGGUGGGCAGCAGUCAGCACCUUAAGAACCUGGGCAAAGCCAUGGGGGCCAAGGUCAAUGACCUCCUGCGAAGAAAGGAGCCCUCAAGCCUGGGCAGUGUGGGUGUGACGGAGAUUAACAAGACCGCUGGGGCCCAGCUGGCUGGUGGGGAAGAUGCGGCCUGUGGAGCCUGGCUGGAGGAUGAAAGGUCUGUCCAAGAAGCCUUCCCUCUACUGGAUCCGCCUCCUCCCAUAACCCGGAAGCGAACCCCUCGGGCCCUGAAGACCACCCAGGACAUGCUGAUCUCAUCGCAGCCUGUCCUAAGCAAUCUCGAAUACGGGACGGAAUUGUCACCUGAGCAGGCCCAGAACUCUCCCCCCACUGCCCGGCCUGUCUCUGCAGAUACCUCUCGGCCAGAGUCUAUCAGUGAAGUGGGAGAUAGGGGAGAGGCUCUGUCCAAUGGGGAGGUGUCCCUGUUGGUGCCUGACCUAAUACACAAGAGCAACCAGGAGGAAUCCAAGCUGAAAGCAAGCGAAUGCAGAAAAACCUCCUCCCCAGCUCCCAUUGAGAGGAACGGCCUCAAACUCAGCUUGAGCCCCAUCAGUCUGGCCGAGUCCUGGGAGAACAGCAGCCCACCUCCCCGGGCACGGACUUCCAGCCUUGACAAUGAGGGGCUUCACCCAGACCUGCUGUCCUUCGAGUAGUGCGCCUUGUCUUCCCUGCUGAGCACGAUCUUCACUGUUUCCUCCACUGCACACAGGUCCUUUGUCCCAGCUUUGCCACGCCCUCAUCUUCCUUGUGGAAGGCAGAGCAAAGCCCCCCUCUCUAUCUGAGGGGUUGCGGGACCAGAUGGCCACAAGUAGUCCCAGUUAGGGAGUCUGCAGAAUGGCAAAGGAUCCUACUUCUCUGUAAGAUCUUCUGGUUGCUGCUGCUGCUCAUCAUCCACUCUCAGGCUUGUCCCAGCUUCCUACUGAAUUUCAGGGCCAACUGCCUAGGAGGAUAGGUCUGGCAGGAAUUCUCUUUGCUGUCUGACUCGAUGCAUAUGUUAUCUGUUCUUUCAUCCCCACCCCAAUCCCUGAUUCUGCCCCUUUCCUCCAUAAUGGUGCCAGGACUCCCUACCUUGAUGGCAAUACUGCUAGGGAGGAAUGGUAGGUUUGGCUUGAUGAUGGGAUCAGGCCUGACUGCAACCUGAUCAUAGUUCCUUCAGUCUCUAGGCCACGUGGAGCCCUAGCCACCAUCAUUUCUCUGUUUCUGGGUUAGGGCUAGAGGAUGUUCUUCCCAGGCUUGGGGCCUUGAGGACAACCUCAAAGGUUGAACCUUGUCACCAGGGUCCCCAGGGUUUUCCCAUCCAGUUAGAUGUAGCCCUACCUCUCUGUGUAGACACUUAGGAAAAUGGUGUGGGCAGUUGUGCUUGGGUUCCUUGCUGUGUGUGUGUGUGUGUGUGUGUGUGUGUGUGUGUGUGUGUGUGUGUGAAAUCGGGGAUGGGCAGGCCCCUGCAGAAGCAGCAGAGAGUGUUCUGAUGUUAAAAGGAGAGCUCGGGAACAUGGACUGGGCCUACAAGAGCCAAGCGCAGAGAUCACAGAGAAGAGUGAAGUCAGGACUGAGAAGGGGAUCGCUGAGAAUCAGGGCAGCUUCUCAGGCCACCACACCCAGAAGGAGGUAGUGCGGGGCAGGGGGGCCUGGGAAGAGUGGGGUGGGGGGAGCCAGGGUGGAGCAUGUGAGAGACUGGAAUGUGCUGAGGGCUGUGGAGGCAGAGCAGAUGCUGGUGAGUGAGUGUGCUGCUUUAUGCUUGUGCUAAGGUUGCCUGAAUUCCCUGCAGCCCCAGGCCUGCCCAGAGAUACCCAAGCUGUUGUCCUUCAUCCAGGUAAGGGCGAUCUUCCUCUGCUUCUGCCCGCAGGAUCUGUGUAAGGAACCAACAAGGCUUGUGGACCCUUGACCAGCCCCUGUCUUUCAGGUUAACUUGCUUUGUAUUCCUUUCUCCCUCCAGGGGCCCUAUCAUGCUGUCUUCCUGUGGCCUGGAGGCUCUGUAGUGACCCCAGCCACAAGGGUCUUUGUAGCCAGAAGAGGACAUCCCUAUUCUUGAACAAGGAGGUCAGAGCUCCACAAGAAAGCUGGAGAUGGUGCGUCCAGCCAGGGCAGGCCAUGUAGCAGUUUUUUUCUACUCUCUGUGGUCCUCCCCUUUCUGCUUGCUUGGCUUCCCAUCUGUGAGAUUGGGCACACAGGUCUCACUUUCCAGUUCAACAUCACCAAUGGGCUACCCUCCUCCCAACCAGCAGAUAUCUGAGCUAACUCCUGCAGAACCCGAAGAGGAGGCCUCAGCAGGAUCCCUGGGAUGAGAUUUCCCUUCUCAAAUACUUGCUUAAGCAGCUGUAUGACUUCAGCCAUCUCUGCCCUCUGACCCAUCCCAUGCUCCCUACAGAGUCCUAUCUCUUUCUCUCAGAUGAGAACCCAUGUAGCCAGGCAUCUGAAGGCUCUGAUGGAGUAUACAGGACUGUUAACACUUAUGUAUCACAUGUGCCUUGCUUCAAGAACAUCCCAAAGAUGUGACAUCUGACCCUGAAAUCGGAGAAGUCCUUAGAACUAGCAUUCGAGGACCUAUGAAUUUUCCCAGAGUGAUUUGUGAUUACCCAAAACAGAGAGAGUUCAGGCUGUGGGGUGGGAAGUCUAGGCAUGCACCAGAGAGCAAAUCCAGUGUAAUCUGAUCUAUCCAUACCAGAAUCUUGGUUUGCUCCUCUGAUGGGAAGCUCAGCCAGUAGCUGCCCAAUGGGGCUAUUCCUCCCCAAAGAUGAAGUGUUAAGAUUGCCUAAGUCCGACAACAUGAGGCUUGGCUUGUCUAAGUACUCAGGCUACUGCUGGAGGCCUGGCCCUCAGGCCCAGGAUUAGCCAAGAGAUCCUACCAUAUUGUCCCAAGACCCCUGUAAAGGAAACUUCGAGUACUUUAGAUGGUGUUUGAUGUUGAAUUAGGUGCAAUGGAUGCCUACACCAACUCCUGGGGUCUUGGCCAUCUCCCUGCUACAGAAGUGAUGCUGCUACCUCAGGAGAUCCUUUGAGACUGAGCCUUGUCUUAGAUGCUGCAGUUACAGCCGGGUGCUAGGGGCUAAGCGCUUCCCAGGGACCAGCAGGAGCAAAUCCUCUUGAGGCUUUGACUCACACCAGUUCUUCCAUCUAGGGCCUUCACAGGCUCACUGACCAUGCAGCAGUCUGGACUGCAGCACAGCAGCCUUCACACUGAAUCAAACUCCCCUGGGGGCUUAGUUUUUUUGUACCUUGAUCUGCAUGGGGGUGAGGGUAGGCUAAUGGAGAAGAAUGAAGGAUAUGACUUCUAUGUUUGAAGAAGCUGGGGCCUUGGAGCCUUUUCUUCCACCUCUUUCCAGCCCCAUCAUAUACUCUUGUUCAGUCCAUAGCUUUACCCUGAUAGAUCGAUCAUAAUGGAAGCUUCCAGAAGUCUGGAGAGAAGGUAUCUCCUCCCCUGUCCCAGCCCACUCUUCUCUCUAGAAAUGUAUCUGUGAAUGUUCUGUAUCUGGGAGAUAUGAAGACAUGUGUUUUGAAUCCAUCAUCUUUUACAGAGCAGGGUUGGUCCCUGUUUGGAAGAACAAGAUUAUAGUUCUAUUCUGGGUAUUUUUUAGAGAGUUCAUAUUUAUAUUUUUAGAGAUUUUUUUUCUCGUAGAAGAAAAUUACAUAAUAAAAUGGUAAUGUGUUUUG